AUGGCUGUCCGACCAGAUGAUCCCAAAUUUGAAGAAACUCUGUUACGAUGGAAUGAAGAACUCGACAAUGAACCUGAUUCAGAUAAUGACGGCACUGACUAUGACGACCAUGUUUCAACUCAGUCAGACAGGGAGAGCACCUAUUCAACGGAUGAUAGUGAAGUAGAGUGUGAGACAGAACAACAACUUCCUGGCAAAGUAAUAAAAGGAAAAAAUGGACAUAUUUGGAGCACUGAGCUUCUCGAACACCUAAGCGAAACAUUGUUUCAUGUAUUCCAAGACCAAAAGGUGCGGCCAAAAAUAUUUCAACGGAAUUAG
This is a messenger RNA of Acanthoscelides obtectus, 318 nucleotides long. The record is from the annotation of a GenBank genome assembly. Lineage: Eukaryota; Metazoa; Arthropoda; Insecta; Coleoptera; Chrysomelidae.